Argiope bruennichi is the source of this 1178-nucleotide messenger RNA. Its product is annotated as techylectin-like protein. The transcript is spliced from 7 exons. The record is from RefSeq and is a predicted model, not a curated record. Bases 1 to 1059 code for a protein of 352 amino acids. NCBI's taxonomy places the organism in Eukaryota, Metazoa, Arthropoda, Arachnida, Araneae, Araneidae.
AUGUUACCAGGAACCCGCACCACGAUGAAUUUGUAUAUCAGGCCGUCUGUCCAGACCCUAUCAAAUGCCUUGGCUAUAUCUAGGCAGACUGCUCAGGUGUCCCAGUUAUUAUCCAGUUCUCUGAUGGUCUCCGUGAUACUCAGCAAAACUGGUGCGUGCCUUCUUUUAUUUUUAUCAGGAGGCGAUGGAUCGAAUAAAACUGAUAUCUGUGGAAAAAAGGAAAAAUCUCGCAUUUUAUUGGAUAUGGCCGAAGAUUUAGUCUCUAAAGCGAAGCUUCACUUCCCCACAUGUUUUGACAGCAGUAGGACUUCAAAUCAGUCUGAUUGUGAAAAGAAAAUUAAAUCGUUGACUUAUUUAGAAUUCACUAAGAAGCUCAUUGAAGAGGCAAAGGAAAAUUUGCCAACAUGUACCAACUGCGGAGAAAGACCACGUGAUUGCUCUGAAGUUCUGGCAAAUGGGUACAAUCGCAGUGGCGUAUAUACUAUUUAUCCCAUCAGUCGAUACACAGUGGCGAAAUCGGUGAAUGUGUGCUGUGAUAUAAACACUGAUAACGGAGGAUGGACGGUGAUCCAAAGAAGAGGAAAAUUUCCACCGCAGCAAGAUUUCUAUCAGAACUGGCAAAAGUACAAAACCGGUUUUGGAAACAUUACUGGAGAAUUCUGGUUAGGAAACGAUUACAUCUAUGCCCUCACCAAUCAGGGACCAUGUGAAAUUCGCUUUGAUCUAGAAGAUGCCGAAGGAAACCGUCGAUUCGCAGUCUACAAAAAUUUUCGGAUAGAAGACGAGAGUUCUGAUUACAUGUUGCAUGUUAGUGGUUACAGCGGAAAUGCAGGCGAUGGAUUCAAACAUCAUGACGGUAAAAAGUUUUCCACUAAAGACAGAGGAAAUACAGGAUUUGCCCGAGUCAUGCACGGGGAUUUUCGGCAUAUGGAUUGGGCUUACGUGUACUUGAAUGGAGUUUACCAACCUAGAAAGCACGAACCUAAGAAUAUUCAUUGGUGGGAAUGGCUUAAAAAUGAAGGUUUAGCAUUUACAGAAAUGAAAGUGAGAUUACGUUGAAAGGCUACGACAUAGGUUCAUAUUAGUCCAUUUUCAGUUCGAUAUGAACUAAAUUCUUCGAAUGAAGAUUCAUAAUUGCAAAAUAACUGUUAUGACAUUUUUCAUUUGAAUAUAAGAUG